This is a messenger RNA of Brassica napus (rape), 794 nucleotides long. RefSeq lists its product as uncharacterized. Bases 137 to 691 code for a protein of 184 amino acids. The record is from RefSeq and is a predicted model, not a curated record. The transcript is spliced from 5 exons. Gene Ontology annotation, cellular component: nucleolus. Gene Ontology annotation, biological process: maturation of SSU-rRNA from tricistronic rRNA transcript (SSU-rRNA, 5.8S rRNA, LSU-rRNA). Lineage: Eukaryota; Viridiplantae; Streptophyta; Magnoliopsida; Brassicales; Brassicaceae.
AUUUAAACCACAUACAAGGAAUAAAGCGCAAAAACAAUCUGUUUAGGGCAAAGUAGACAAUGUUGCGUUCCACGAUUGGUUCGAAGACAGUGAGAGCUUGCUCUUCUUCGGCGUAGUUUUUUUUCCGGAUCCAAACAUGUUUAAUAGCAAGCCAAUGGUGAAGAAAAAACAAGGCAUGGUGGAGGCUGUUGAUGAUCCUGACCUGAGCUUUAGCAAGAUCAUGAAAGAUGUUCAGCUCUUUGCUAGCUCGCUGCAUAUGACAUGGAAGGAUAAGAAAGCAUUGGAGAAUCAGAAAGUCACUGGACUUGGUGGGAAGCCUCAAAGGAAACAGAGGCUACCCCUCAGUGUAGCGCGAGUACAGAUGAAGAAACAGAAAGAAAGAGAAGAAAAGACGUUUGAACAGAAUGUGAUUUUUGGACAAUUUGGUGGUACAAGUAGGAAGAAGCCCGCUGCUGAUAAGAAGCGUAAGCCAGAGGAAAGAGUCUUGAAAUCAACUUUUGGGAAUUUCAGGGGUGGUGUUCUUGAUGUUAAGGAUUUACUACGUUCUGGUGGUUCUUCAAGAACUAAUGACAGAGAUAACAAGAACAAGUCCAAAGGCAUGGGAGGAGAACUAGGAGGUGGAGGAAGAGACAUCAAGAAAAAUAGAAAGAAGAAAGCAAAGAAAGGAGGCGGUAAGAGGAAAAGCAAGUAACAUAUGUUAGCUGUGUAAACCAGUUUUUAAAAAACCGGUUAUAGAGAAGAAAACAUAUUGGCACAAUGAUCUUCAUCUGAUAAUAAUAGUUGUAGUUUGCACA